Messenger RNA from Penicillium angulare, 1050 nucleotides. Its product is annotated as Dehydrogenase multihelical. The coding region runs from base 1 to 1050 and encodes 349 amino acids. The record is from RefSeq and is a predicted model, not a curated record. Lineage: Eukaryota; Fungi; Ascomycota; Eurotiomycetes; Eurotiales; Aspergillaceae. The transcript has a single exon. Gene Ontology annotation, molecular function: NAD+ binding; oxidoreductase activity, acting on the CH-OH group of donors, NAD or NADP as acceptor. Gene Ontology annotation, biological process: fatty acid metabolic process.
AUGUCCACAUACAAUCACCACAUCGCCCUUCUAGGCGGUGGCACAAUCGGUCUCUCAAUGGCAGUCCUUCACCUCCGUCGCCCAGACACAAAAGUCACUCUCUACGAUCCACGUCCCGACAUCGAAGCUCAAGUCCGCGAAAUCCUCCCCGUAUUCCUCGAUACCAAUACUAAUACGAAUACAAACACAAUCGACAACCUACUCUCUACAAACCGCCUAACACUCACAAAAUCAAUCCAACAAGCCGUUCAAUCCGCAACAAUCAUCCAAGAACAAUCUCCCGAAGUAACAGCCUCCAAACAGGCUCUUUGGAAGGAAGUUUCACGUUUUGCCUCCCCCUCUGCAAAACUAUGGAGUAGUUCCUCUGGUAUUGCGGCCUCGGCUCAGGGUGCGCUUUGUGAUGUUGAUAUUAGGGAGAGGCUUAUUGUUGCGCAUCCGUUUAAUCCGCCGCAUUUAAUGCCUCUUCUUGAAGUUGUUCCUGGACCAGAGACAUUAUUAGAGGAAGUGGAGUAUGUUCAGCGGUAUUUUAAGGAGGUUCCUGGUCCUGGUCCAAAGAAGGGAAGUGUAUCUGGAAAUGACAAUGAGAAUGCUGGUUCAUCUACAGGACAGUACUACCGACCUGUUGUCUUGCAUAAAGAAGUACCUGGAUUCGUGGGGAAUAGACUUGCCUUUGCAUUAUUACGAGAGGCAUGUUAUCUUGUUGGGGAAGGAGUGAUUUCCGUUCGAGAUCUGGAUGAGUUGAUGAUGGCUUCUUUGGGGCCGAGGUGGGCGGGUAGUGGGCUUUUUGAGAGUUACCAUGCUGGUGGUGGGGAGGGGGGUAUUGGAGCGUUUUUAAAGAAGUUGGCGCCUACUAUGAGUGUUGUUUGGGGUGAAUUGGGACAAGUAGAUGUUUCGGUUGAUGGGGAUGGUGGCCCUGCUGAGGGGUGGAGGGGGACUGUUGUGCAGCAGGCGGAGGAGGCGUAUGGCCCUUCUAGUUCGGUGGAGUCGAAACAGAGGACACAGGCGAUGUUGAGGGGGGUUAUCCAGUUGCAAAAGGAAUCGGGGAAGUGA